AUGUUCCAGGAUUCCGAAAUUCCAAGAUUCCAGGAUUCCAGGAUUCCAGGGUUCCAGAAUUCUUUGAUCUGGAAAGCUGAUUUGUCCGGCGGAUCCAACGGAGAUCGGAACGUUUCGAUGGAGUUCAAAAACGCCCCUUCAGCAGCUCUAUCGACGUUUUCACAAAUUCUAAAAAUUGGGACAAAUGGAUUCAACGGAUUUUCCGGGGGAUGUCGAUGGACUUCGGCUGGAAAUUUCAGAGAACUUGAUUGUUUUUUGUGA
This is a messenger RNA of Caenorhabditis briggsae, 261 nucleotides long. The record is from RefSeq and is a predicted model, not a curated record. The coding region runs from base 1 to 261 and encodes 86 amino acids. Lineage: Eukaryota; Metazoa; Nematoda; Chromadorea; Rhabditida; Rhabditidae. The transcript is spliced from 4 exons.